Tetrahymena thermophila SB210 is the source of this 2824-nucleotide messenger RNA. RefSeq names its product transmembrane protein, putative. Lineage: Eukaryota; Ciliophora; Oligohymenophorea; Hymenostomatida; Tetrahymenidae. The transcript has 2 exons. The record is from RefSeq and is a predicted model, not a curated record.
AUAAUUAAUUAAUUAAAUUAUUAUUAUUUAUUUUUUAUUAACAAAAAAAAAAUUAAAAGUAAAAUGUUCUAAGCAAAUGUGUUUAGAGUAUUAUAUAGUAUUUACUCUUUGAUUAUUGGAAUUUUAAUUUUUAUAUUUUCUAUACUGAUAUACACAGGCUUUUCCUCUGAUAAAAGCAUUUAUUUAUAGACUCUUUAAGACUGGGAACAAAAUCCUAUAGUAGAUAUUUAUGUUUUAAAUGAUAUUACAGUCAACUGUUAACCUGGUGAAGACUCUGUGUUUUAAUAUAAUUGGCCUGGGACAAAAGAAGGAUGCUUAUGUACUUUAACAAAUUAAAUAAGAGAGGGAUAGUGCUGCACUGAGUAAAAUAAAAGUGAUUGUUGUGAAGGAAAACCAAUAAAUCCCGUAAAAAACGAGACCCUUGAUAUUUGGGAUAUAAAUGGAAAUAAGUUUAAAUUAUGUGCAAUAAGAUUAGAUAAUUACUCAUUUCGAAACAAUGCACCAUAAAGCCUUAAUUGCUUAGCUAGUGAAAAAUGGUGUGGUAAAGAUUCGUAGGGGAAUUAAGAUUAAAAUUAUGGAUUUUGUGUUCCAGCUAACUAGAAAUGUGCUGUUUAAGAAAUUUUGAUAGGAUAAGUUAAUCCAAAUCCUUAGCUUUAUGAUCAAACUAACAUAUAUAAUAACAGUGAUGGGAGUGGUUUUUGGGUUUUUAUAGGUAGAGGAGGCCCACUUAAACUCCCUCUUAUAAAUUUUAAAGUCAGUUCUAGUGAAUAAAUUUGCACUAGUGAUGAUGAAACUAUUGGUAUUAAUUAAGGUUAUUAAUUAAAUAAAAUGAUUUCGUCAUGCAGCUCAGACGAUUAUUUAUAUGAAAAGACUAGCAUAUCAAUUAAUCAAUAAGAUUUCUUGAAUAGCAAUAAUUUAUCUCAAUAAUUAUCAGCUCUACCUAAUUACUAAUAUUCAUCUGACGAGCUGUAUCUAUUCUCAAAAUCUUAUCCAAGCUUAAAAAUGAAAUGCAGAGGCAGUAUAGAAACAUUCUAUGAUAAUUUAGAUGUAAUUUCAUAAAUAGAGUAGUUGGCUCUUCCUAAUUUUAUAACAUGCUGUGUAUAUUCUAGCAUCCUAUUAUUUUUUGAUUCAUGGAUUGGAUUUAAGUACAACAAAUUUUCUUGGGGAGUCAUAAUAUUCAAAGAAAAAGUUAAUAACUUAUUAAGAGGAAUCUACAUUCUAAAAUAUAUAUUAUUUUUAUCUUGCAAUUUCUUGAUUAUAUUUGAAGCAACCUACUAAAUUUAGAUUAAUAAUUUUCUUUCUGAUAUAGUCAAUAAAUAAUGUACAGACUCAAAUUAAAAUUUUUUUAAUUUUCUGUAAAACGGGUAGAUAAGAGAUUACACAGUAGGAAUAUUACUCUGCGCAUGGAUGCAUUUUCUUGCCGAGCCAAAUGUAUUUUUUGUAAUUAAUAAAUUUUGUUGCUCUCAGAUUCAAGAUUUUAUGAGAUAAUCAACCGUGAGCCAGCAGGCUAAAAAUACUAACAAUCAAACAGUCUCUAAAGACGUCUCUAUAAGUAUGGACAAACAUGAAGAAAAACCUCUUCCAUAAAACAACAGCAUAUCAUUUUAUCCACCUUACAAGUCUCCGUCAAAGAAACCUUCUUCCUUUAUUGGAGGAUUGAAGAAGACAGUCUCAUAUAAAUUAGAACAUAACUAAUGAAAUAAGUUAAAACUCUAAUUGAUUUUUACUGCAUACAUAAAAAAUUGAAGCUAAAAGUCUAUUAAAUAUGUUAAAUUAUUAGCUAUUUAUAAUGUUUGAGAUAAUUAAAUUACUAAAAAUUUAACACAAACUUAAUUAACCAACCUGAUGAUUUCUAAUAUCAAAUAAUACAGUAUAAACCAAUCAUUUACUUAAAAAAUAAUUUUAUUUAUAUCUGCAAUUAAAAUCUUUAUUGUAAAAAAAGCAUAUUUUUAUUAAAUGAAAUAUUAUCUUAAUAUACUUUCUAUAACUUUCUUGUUUCAUUACUUCAUAUUUUUUAAUGAAAUAGACAAUCUAUUUUAAUCAAAUUAUUAUAUUUGAUUAUUAAUUAAUGUAUUGAUUUAUCUAAAUAUGAUGCUUAAUAACAUAAUAUAAUUUGAUAAUAUUUAAUAAUCACCCAAAAAAGAAUUUUUAAAAUAUAUGAGUAAUUCACAAUAAAUAAUAAAAUAAUACUCACAAAUUGUAUUUAUUUUACUACUAAAAUAAACCUUUUCAUCAUUUAAAAAUAUAAUCAGUAUUAAUUAUAUUUAUUAUUUGUGUUUUAUUUUUUAAGAUUUAAUAAUAAUACACAUGAAACAAAAAUAAACUAUUUUCAAUUUAUUAAGCUAUUUAACAAAAAAAAUAAAUCAAAGUAUUACUUGCUUUAAUUAUGUUUAAUCAAAAAUAUAUCCUUUUUCUAGCAUACACAUCACUACUUAGCAAAUAUUUCUAGCAUCAUGCAAAGCUAUAUGGGGAUGUCCUGUCUAAGUUAAAUUUAAUAUUUUAAGCAUAUUUUCUAAAGACUUAGCUUUUACAUUGAAGAAUCUAUCAAACAGCUCUUUAAGGUUAAAAUAUUAGUUGAAAUAUGGAGAAUGCUUUAGAUUUUUUAAAUUAAUUUCGGCUCUCAAGUAUGUUGCAUCAGAAUCACAAUCAAAUAUAAAAAAAGUAGAAUCACUGUCAUUGGUGUUUUAUUUUAUCUCUUAAGUGAUUAUCUCAAAUACUUCUGAAAUAGUUGGAGCUUAAUCAACAUCUUUUUAUUCAAUAUACGUCAAAUUCUUUAUAAAAUUAGUCAACUUUGGAUGAUAAGUAGGCUUUACAAAAGUUGUGA